AUGGAAUACAAACAUUUACAAGUACAUAAACAAGCAGUAAAUGCAUUGUCAGUAAUUGAAAAUACCGAUUAUAUUCUAAGCGGGUGUGCAGAUGGAAGAUUAGCACUUUCACAUAUUGAUGGAGAGAUCAUUAAUUUCCCAAAAGAACAUAGUGGUUCGAUUAAUAGUAUAGAUCAUGUAGAUGAAACCAUCUUUACUGGAGGAUCAUUGGAUACUAUUAUACAAUGGGAUAUGGUUAAACAAACCAAAUUGAAUCGAUUUCGAACUGAUAGUAUAUCUGCACAAAAUAAUGAUGUAAUGGAUAUUAAAGUGUAUGGCGAUAUUUUAAUGUCUUGUGGUACAAAUUGUCAAUUAAAUUUCCAUGAUUUAAAAAAUAAACAGGGAGGAAAGCCUGUGUGGAGUUUAAAACAUGCAGAAGAUGCAUUAAUGACAUUUGAUUAUUGUCCUCAAACCAACUUUGUUUGUGCUGGUUCAUUAGAUGGUAGGUUAUAUUCAUAUGAUCUUCGGAGAUCAGAUGUAAUUAUAGAUACUAUAGAAAAUGAGAAAAUUGAUGAUGUAUCAACUUCUAUAUUGGAUGUUGAAAUAUACCAGUCUUAUAUUCUUAUUUCAUUAGAAAAUGGGAAAGUUCAACUUCGAGAUUUAAGAAACAUGGCAAUUGUACAAGAAAUUCAAGAAAAUAGAGUAAAACAUAAGUUUACAUCAAAAUUAAUUGAAGAUUAUCAUUCUGAUAAGAAACAAUAUUUAGUAAGUGGUUCCGAAACCGGUAGUUUAAAUAUCUGGUCUUUAGAGAGAAAAGUAAAAUCUCGUUCACCACAAAUAUUUAAAACACUGAAGACUUCUCCAUCUUCACAAGCAGAAGGGGCUAUAUUGAGUAAUAUUGGGUUUACAAGAAGUUCUAAUAGACUUGUAAGUUCUGGUGGAGAUGGUAGUAUACAUAUCUGGGAUAAUGUGAUAUAA
Molecule: messenger RNA, 957 nt
Organism: [Candida] anglica
Lineage: Eukaryota; Fungi; Ascomycota; Pichiomycetes; Serinales; Debaryomycetaceae
Source: the annotation of a GenBank genome assembly